AUGCCAUGGCGUCCCCACGCUUUUCAACCUACCAAGAGCCUACCUCCUCAUGAUCCCUCCCAGUGGCUCAGCGGCGCCACAACGCUGGUAGGCUCCACGGGCGCGACAUGGUCGGCGUCCCCCUCGGCCGCGGGCCUCCUCGCUCGCCAGCGUGAGGCAGAGCGCAAGAGCAGAAUGGCGACCCCGUUCCUGUCGACCCUGCUACCUAGCAACCUGCGGGCCUACAAACGGGGCUUGCCCCGGGCCCAGCAGUCCGAGUCCGUGAGCCCCAUCUUCCUCGACGCCAUGGAGAUCCGGGAGCAGGUCUUUGUGGAGGAGCAGGGCGUCCCCGCCGACAACGACGUGCGCCGCACCAUUCGCGAAGAGGUCCUCGACGCCGAGGGCAACGUCGUCGAGCCCCGCGUCAGCGACGCCCGCCGCGUCCCCGUCGGCACUAUUCGCAUCGUGCCUUUUCCGCACGACCCUCACCCCGUUAGCGGCGCCAAGUACUGGGGCGGCAAGAUGGAAGAGGGGACGGAGGAAGGGGGCAAGAAGAAGGAUACAAAGGAAUCGGACAGACAGAAGGAGGCGGCCGCCGCGGAACCGGUCCGCACCGAACUGGGCUACUUUGCCGACCGGCCCACCACCUUUCACGACGGUCAAGAACCCUACGUGAAGCUGGGCCGCCUCGCCGUCGUCAAAGAGUUUCGCGGGCAGGGCAUGGCGGGCUUCCUCGUCCGCUCCGCCGUGGAGUGGCUCCGGGAGAAUCCAAACUACUUCGACCCCAGCGUCGUGGCUAAGGGCCUCGCGCGCCUGGAUGCCGUCAACGCGCCGGUCCCACAGUGGAAGGGCCUCGUGUGCGCGCAUGCCCAGGAGCAGGUGGCCGCCACGUGGGCGCGCUGGGGGUUCCGGGUCGACGAGGACAUGGGCGUCUGGUGGGAGGAGGGCAUCCGCCACGUCGGCAUGUUUCUCCGCCUCGAGAUCGAUAAGCCCCUUCCUAGCAAGAAGGUCAUCGCCCCGGUCGGGUUCCCCGGCGAUCCCUUUGCCAAGAUGAUGAAGGCCGAGGCGGAGAGGAAGCAGCGGCGGGAGAUGGGCCUCGAGGGUGAAGCUGGGGAUGGCGCGGCUGAACAAGGCGACGUUGCGGAGUCUUAG
Molecule: messenger RNA, 1131 nt
Organism: Parascedosporium putredinis
Lineage: Eukaryota; Fungi; Ascomycota; Sordariomycetes; Microascales; Microascaceae
Source: the annotation of a GenBank genome assembly